Molecule: messenger RNA, 963 nt
Organism: Penicillium cosmopolitanum
Lineage: Eukaryota; Fungi; Ascomycota; Eurotiomycetes; Eurotiales; Aspergillaceae
Product: bZIP transcription factor
Exons: 4
Coding region: 1-963 (320 amino acids)
Biological process (GO): regulation of DNA-templated transcription
Molecular function (GO): DNA-binding transcription factor activity
Source: RefSeq, a predicted model, not a curated record
AUGGAUUCGUACAGAGACGAUUCUUUUGCCAGCCAUCGUCCGACCUCGUCUGCCGUUGAUGAAAUGCAGCCCUCCACAGAAAGGGUCGCCAAGCAGCGCAAACAGCGCAAGCGACCAAGUGCGCCUGAGCAGUCCGCGAGUCAGGAAGGCCUAGAGAAGAAAGAGCGCCGUCGACGGCAGCUGUUGCUGGCGCAGCGGGCAUAUCGAGCACGCAACAGGGCUCACAUUCAGGCACUUGAGAAACGUGUCGCGCGACUAGAGUCUGCUCUUGAACGAACAGGCCAGGCGAUCAUUUCGUUUACCGAUACUCUUGUUGAGCCUCAAGCCCUUGCUUCGCAUCAGAAGAUUGCAUACCACCUUCGCGACACUGUGAAGACAUGCCUCGAUAUAGCGAAUGACUACCUGGAGGAUGUUGCUGGAUCAAAUCCACCCGAAACAUCGCUGAUCGGUCACACAUCAAUCGUUCCGCAAGCAAGUGCGAGAGAUGAACAAGAGGAAUGGCCUCUUUCGGAAGGCCAUGCUGGCUUAAGCGUGCUGUCUCGUAAUCUACUCCCCCCGUCUGCACUAAACGGUGCAAAGCCAGACGACGUCAACUGCAUUCCCUCCUUCAGGCUAGGCGGAGCCGGUACUCAUUACCCUGAGGUUGUCGCAUCAAACCAGGUGGGGUCGAGAUCGGAGCAACAUGAUCCUUCUAUGAUCCACGAUACUUUAUCGUCAUUUUCGCCGGAGGCUCAGAAAGACCUUGAUGGACAGUGGUUUGAUCUAUUUGAUCUAGUGGGUUUUCUACGAGCACAGGGAACUACUCUUUCAAUGGUGCCACCAGUCGAUGAUACCACACAUCGUGCAGUAAAUGCCGUGGAUUUCACAGCAGCUUUGAUCGGGAAGGGAAUAUGUCUAGGUGACACUCCUGGGUUCAAGCGGAGCGAUGUCGAAAUUGCAAUCGACUCUUCGUUGUGGAAAUAA